AUGACCGCGCACUUCCUUCUCCUCUCUUUCUCUAUAGCCUCAGUGCAGCAGCGUCCACACUUCAUGGGUUGUGUCUCUACAAACAUGGAGACUUUCCACUGCAGAUGGAAUGUGGGCACGUUUCAGAACCUCUCAGGGCCGGGAGAUCUGCGCCUGUUCUACGUCAACACAAUACCCCUGAAUGUACCCCCAAAAGACUGGAAUGAAUGUCCUCAUUACAGCAUAGAAAAGCCAAAUGAGUGUUUUUUCAACGAGAACCACACAUCCAUUUGGACAAAUUACAGAAUCCAGCUCUGCUCCAGAGACAAAGCUGACUGCUAUGACGAGGUCAGCUUUGAAGUUCAAGACAUUGUUAAGCCUGACCCUCCUGUCAGCCUAAACUGGACAUUGCUAAAUGUGAGCUUGACCGGCACAUUCUAUGAUAUUAUGUUGAGCUGGAAGCCUCCGCAGUCUGCAGACGUUGAAAUGGGAUGGAUGACGCUUCAGUACGAGGUCCAGUACCGCUGUGUCAGUUCAGACAAGUGGGAAGUGAGUGACCUUGUGAAAAGCACACAUCGCUCUCUUUACGGACUUCAAACCAACGUCAAUCAUGAGGUGCGGGUUCGAUGUAAAAUGCUUGCUGGGAAAGAGUUUGGAAAAUUCAGUGAUUCUAUAUUCAUCCACAUCCCAUCUAAAGUUUCAGAAUUCCCAGUGAUUGCUUUCCUUAUCUUUGGAGUCCUCUGUUUCGUGGCCAUUCUGAUGUUUGUUAUCGUUUCACGGCAACAAAAGUUGAUGGUUAUUCUUUUGCCUCCUGUCCCUGGACCUAAAAUAAGAGGAAUUGACCCAGAAUUACUCAAGAAAGGCAAGCUUCGAGAGCUGGCAUCAAUCCUCAGUGGUCCUCUUGAUUUAAGGCCGGAGCUUUACAACAAAGAUUCCUGGGUGGAAUUUAUCGAUUUAGACAUUGAGGAGCACAAAGACAAACCGACAGACCAAGACACAGACUGUCCCAUGAAUAGAUCUCUGCACUCUAAUUGCUCUCAAUUCUCUCUUAGCCUUAGAGAUGAUGAUUCGGGCCGUUCCAGCUGUGAACCCGAUCUCUUUAGUGACUUGAACGCAUCACCCCUCCAUUCUGCCAUACCUAAUCAGACCCUCGGUAAUGAACCAUCAUCACAAGCAGGCUCCAAAUCAAUUACGGGUGACCGAAACACCACCACUGGGGAGCCUUCUCUUACAUCACCACUGAGUGAGGUGAUGUACACCCAGGUUAGUGAAGUGAGAUCAUCAGGUAAGGUGUUACUGUCACCCGAGGAACAAACUUACAUGGAGGAAAACAGUACAGAAAAAGCUGUCAUGAUGGUCAAAGGUAAAGAAAAGGAAGAAACUCAGCUUCUUGUGGUGAAGGCAGAUUGCAAAGACUCUACCUCAGAGCUCAACACAUCAAGUAUGAACCCAGAACCAUCCACAGGGGACCUAUGUAAACUGUGCCCAACAGGAGUAGAGCAUAGUGCUGCGCUGUCUCCAUCAUUUCAGCUCGAAACCACUCCUGUCUACACAGUGGUGGAGGGCGUUGGCAGGAAGAACAGCCUCCUACUGACGCAAAACUCAACACCCAGUCCCCAUUUGACAACACCAAAAACCAUGCCCACACCGGACGGUUACUUAACUCCUGAGCUUUUGGGAAGCCUUGUGCCCUAAUCCGAGAUAAAAUAACUAUUUUAGUUUAAAGGCAGUACCUUGAGAUUGAUGCUAGAAGACGGAAAAUCAGCCUGUCCAAAAUAGUUUCAGGGGGUUAUACCACCAUCUCCUAAGACUUAAUCUGUAUAAUCUGACAGAGCUGUGACAUGUAGUACUGUAUAUGUACUGGUAUUUAUUUUUAUUUGUCAUACAAACAUUUAUCAAUAAAAACCUUCCUCGACAUUUCAGUACUCCUUAAACAUCAAAACCAGAUCUUUAGCAUGAGCUAUUAAAUGUCUCUUACAGGAGCCUUGUGUCACACAGACCUCGGACAGGGGUCUGAAAAGGGAGUCUAUAAAAUUUUAGUUAGUAAAUUAUUUAUAAUUGACCUGUUUUUGCAUCUGUUCGUCUGGAUUAACAGUGCUCAAUAUAGGAAAAUGAUUAAUCCUUCUCUUGUUUUGGCUUCUAUUAACUCAUUAAAUAAUAUUUGCUUUGGCUGCUGCAUAUUUUUAUUUCUUGGUUAGCUUGUUGAUAAUUUUGACCAUUUCUCAUUAUUGACCUUUAAGCUAAAAUUAGGACAAAUAUGACAGCUAAAUCUAUGGGUUACAAUAAAAUGUCACAGUUUAACCAGUAUUAAUACAUUGAUUCGUACACCGAGGAUAUGUACAGCAAACAGUUGGUUGGUUGUUGUUUUUUAUUCAUUUCUUUUCAAUUUAAUUUCUUCUGUUCAGAUCUAAAACUGGGAAAUAUUUUUCAGAGCUAUUAGCAAAUGGAUUUUAUUUUGCUUGGUAGACACUUUCCUUUUUUUUUUUUUUUUUUUGCUCAGAUAAUCUUUUUAUUGUUUAUAUAAUGUUGGUGCUUGUAAUAUUGUCAAAAACUUGAGAUUUUCACUUCCUGAAGCCUAACAUCAACCAUGGAUCAUCCCUGUCCUUGGUGUUGUGAUUUGACUGUAUCUGUGCUUAAGUGUACUGAGGUGUUUUUUUAAAUCACUGUUACGUCCCCUGUAUGGGGCUUGGCAAUGGGCCUUUUUUUCCCCUUUUCCCACAACCACUUUUCUGAUGUAUCUUUGUUCUGAAGAAAAACGGUGCGCCCUUCAGUGGUUGCCCAC
Messenger RNA from Menidia menidia (Atlantic silverside), 2761 nucleotides. The record is from the annotation of a GenBank genome assembly. NCBI's taxonomy places the organism in Eukaryota, Metazoa, Chordata, Actinopteri, Atheriniformes, Atherinopsidae.